Hydractinia symbiolongicarpus is the source of this 1467-nucleotide messenger RNA. RefSeq names its product gastric triacylglycerol lipase-like. The transcript is spliced from 9 exons. Gene Ontology annotation, molecular function: hydrolase activity, acting on ester bonds. The coding region runs from base 127 to 1359 and encodes 410 amino acids. Lineage: Eukaryota; Metazoa; Cnidaria; Hydrozoa; Anthoathecata; Hydractiniidae. Gene Ontology annotation, biological process: lipid metabolic process. The record is from RefSeq and is a predicted model, not a curated record.
AUUUAAAACUUUUUCCAAGCAUGCCUCGUCUCGUUGCAGCUAAUCUUGUGACUUUGUUUAUUUUAGCUGCCACAUAAGAAAGACAAACGCAAUAAAGGAGAUAGUACUUUAUAAAAAAGCUCUAAGAUGUUUCUGGGUUUUGUUGCCUGUGUUUUCCUGUUGCCAUUUGCGUGGGCAUCACCUGCAGUUAUUCAUAAAUAUGGCACUGACUCGCUUAGAACUCACAUAAAGUUUACAAAGAAAUAUCUUGACAACUUACCUGAAGAGCAUAUGAAUGUUAGUCAAAUGAUAAAAUACCAUGGAUAUCCUUGUGAGAACCAUGAUGUUGUCACAGAAGAUGGGUAUAUCCUCAGCCUGCAACGCAUUCCUCAUGGAAGAAAAGAAGUGCCACCAAAACAUGAAGUUGUGUUUUUGCAACACGGACUUAUAGAUUCCUCUGCAACAUGGGUUAAUAAUCUACCAGAGCAAAGUUUAGGUUUUAUUUUGGCUGAUCUUGGAUAUGAUGUUUGGCUUGGAAAUAGCAGGGGUAACACAUAUUCGAAACGCCAUGUUAACCUAACCACUGAUGACCCAAAAUUUUGGGAUUUCAGCUUCAAUGAAAUGGCACAAUUUGAUCUUCCUGCCUCACUGAAUUACGCCCUCAAAAUAUCAAAUACAUCACAGUUGUAUUAUACAGGGCAUUCUCAAGGGACAAUGAUUGGUUUCAUCCAAUUUGGACGACAGCCCGAACUAGGUAAAAAAGUAAAAACAUUUUUUGCCUUGGCACCUGUAGCGACAGUUGGAUAUAUAAAGGGCGCCCUUAAAAUUAUGUCAUAUUUUUCUCCAGAGAUUGAGUUUUUAAUCAAAAUUCUUGGCAUCAAAGAUUUUUUCCCAAACAACUGGCUUAUGAAAUUAUUAGCAGAUACAAUAUGUGCUGCUCAUUUUUCCGAAAAGUAUUGUGCGGAUUUGAUAUUUCUCAUGACAGGAUUUGAUACUAAGAACUUGAAUGACACUCGCAUACCAAUCUAUGUUUCGCACACUCCUGCAGGCACAUCUGUUAAAGACAUCUUACAUUUUGUCCAGUUAAUAAAAAGCAAGAAAUUUCAAAGAUACGAUUACGGAGAAGCUGAAAAUCUUGUAUAUUAUAACCAGACAACACCACCCUGUUAUGAUGUUAGCUUGAUGGAAACGCCCGUGGCGUUAUUCACAGCAACCAACGACUGGUUAGCAGACCCUGAAGAUGUCAAAGGUUUGAAGCCUAAAUUGAAGAACAUUGUGUUUUCUAAAAACAUUGAAGUUUGGAAUCACAUGGACUUUGUAUGGGGUGAAGACGCACAUAGUGUGAUUUAUGCUGAUAUUAUCAAAUUAUUACAAGCCUGAAAAUAAUGGACAAAGGAUUAAUAUUUUUAUAUUAUUUUUGAUGACAUUUUUAAUAUAUUAGUAAAAAUUUAUAUGCUGCUGUUCAAUUAGAUAGUUUUAUUUGGUUGA